Molecule: messenger RNA, 3320 nt
Organism: Paramecium octaurelia
Lineage: Eukaryota; Ciliophora; Oligohymenophorea; Peniculida; Parameciidae
Source: the annotation of a GenBank genome assembly
AUGAGUGACUCAAUAGACUAAUGUAAUUAAUAAUCUUUUUUUAAGUGGAAAACUUUCAUGGUCCCAAUUUGAUGAUGGUUUCUCAAAGAAUUUUACUUGGAGAUGGGGAUAUCUGCUAAAAAUCUCCAGACAGUAACUCAUUUACUGUUCGAGACCAAUCAAAAGUUUAAGACUAAAGCAAAGACCUAGUGGAUGCUGUACCAAUUGAUAUGCAUAAAUCAUAUAAAGGAUUGAAACGGUCAGAAUAUCAGUCCGCCUAUGCUAUUGAUGAAGAGUUAGAAACUGGAGGUAAGCCAUAAUUUUUAAAACUUAUUAUCUCUAAAAGUCUACAAAAUAACUUCAUAAAUAAUUUAUGGAACAGAAGCUAUUUAAGGAAAUUGCAUCAGCUAACUCCAUUUUAAAUUUAAGCACUAGAUGAUUUAUAAUUUGAAAAUGAAGUUUAUGCAGAAGAAGAUAGUACCAAGAAGCAAAUCAACAUUUGUGAAAUUAUUAGGAAGUUUUUCCUUUAAUUAGAAGUAUUCACCCCAUAUAGUAAAUUAAUUUUUAUUUGGGAUUUGUUUUAAAUUUUCACAUAUGUGUUGAUAUUUUUUUGGCUGCCCUACAAGAUCUCAUUUUAAUUAGAAAACAUCGGAUAACUCCUAAACCAAAAAUCACAAAAUCAAAUGAUUGAGAUCAUCCUUUUGACAAUUCUAAGUUUUGAUGUUGUGAUUGGAUUGAAUUUAGCAUUCAUUUAUAAAGGAAUAAUAAUCAAAGACAGAAAAAGAAUCAUAGUUAAUUACUUUAAGCAAUAUGCAUUUGUAGACCUUGUAAAUAUAAAGAUGUAUAUUAGUAUAAAAGGUCUCAAUAAGCACUGUUACAAUUCAAUUCUUUAUUUUAAAUGACAGUUAAUAAGAUCAUGAUAUUGACAAUAACCUGACCCUUCAGAUCAUAUUUUGUGCCAUAUUUUACGUCUUGAGAAUGACGAAAAUUAAUAAAAUCUUAGCGUAAAUACAAGAGUAUUUAUUAAAUAAUAUAUAAGAUUUUUCAAUUUAAAUGGAUCACUGAAUGAUUUAGUUGGGUUACUAAAACUCACAAUGAUCAUAUUAUUUAUUGCGCAUAUUUGUGCAUGUGUAUGGCAUGGAGUAGCCUUUUAUAAUGAUUCUUACUCUUGGUUGGAUGCUUAUAAUUUGAGAGAUUCAGGAAAUGGAUCCAAAUACAAUACAGCUAUAUAUUGGGCUACCAUGACAAUGACAACAGUGGGAUAUGGAGAUAUAACUGCAAAGAAUGAUGCUGAAUUAUUGAUUAAUAAUCUGACAAUGUUUAUAGCAUCAAUAGUUUUUGCUUAUUCAGUAAAUAGUAUAGGAAUAUUUGUGUCAAAUAUGUAUAAAGGAACUAUGGAAUACAGUAGAAGUGUUACUCUAAUCAAUACUUUUAUGUCUAAAAAUAGAAUUCAAUUUGAACUUCAGACUAGAAUAAGAAGUUACUUGGAGUAUAUCUGGUAGGAGGAAUAAAAUAUGAAUGAUGAUGAAGUUUCUUAAAUCAUUUGUAAAUUAAGCAGUCAUUUAUAAGAUGAACUCUAAUUUUAAUUAAGAGGAAAUAUACUCAGAAAUUGUAAAGUAAUGGUCAAGAUAUUUUCUGAAAAAAUGAUUAAGAGUUUAUUAGGAUAAAUGGAAGAACAGAGUUUUUCACCUGAAGAGAGGAUAAUUACUAUUAAUUAAAUUGAUGAUGGUUGUUUAUAUAUAAUUACAAAAGGAGAAAUUGAAUUAAUAUUUGAAGGCAUGAACAGUCUCAAUGAAAGAGUUAAAAGGAACAGUUUGAAAUAUCUUUCUUAAGGUGAUUUUUUUGGUGAACUUUAAUUUUUUACAGGAGAACCUAGAAAAUGCACUGCCAUUUCCAGAGGAUUCACAAAAGUAUUUAAAAUAAAAAGAGAAAACUUCUUGAAGAUAUUAUCCUCAUUUCCUAAUGAUUAUGAAAAGUUUUGUGAAGUGAAACAUUAAUUAAAAUAAGGGGAUUUUAAUUCUUUGUAGAUUUAAUGCUACAGUUGUUAAAGCACUUCUCAUUUAAUUGAUUCUUGCAAUUACCUCCAUUUUUGUGCAGAUAAGGAAGCAAUAUUAAAGAAAGAACUUUAUCCUUAUAGUCAACCUCGCUCCGGAACCAUAGUUCGAGGUGCAAAGUCAUACAAACACAAAUGGAAUCAACUUAAAUAUUUAGUUUAGAGAGCUAAAGACUUUUAAAAUGAUUUUUACUAAUAGCCAACCGAUAAUGAAAAUGAGGAAAAUGAAUAACCUUCACAAAUGGCUAAUGACAAUUACACUUAUGAAGACGAAUCAAAAGGUAUGAAAUUUUAAUUAUUGUCCUUAGUUGAAAUUGAUGUACCUUCAACACUGAAUCAAAGGAGUAAUUCAAGAACAUUGAGUAGAGUUAGUCAAAAGCCUAAUCAAGUCGGCAAUGAGGAAGAUGAUGAAUCAAAAUUAUAUACAAGAAAGGUAGUUAAUCCAAGAGGAACAGUGUAGACAGCAGGAUUCGGAAGUGCUAGUUUAAGGGAAAGCAAAAAGUUUGAAUUAACUAAAGAUUAUGAGAUAGAAUAACCAAUUUCUGAAGAAUCUUCAUCAGAGGAGAAAGAUCAAAUUAUAGUACCAUCAGUUUAAAAAACAUCCGACAGAACACAAAAAUAGAAAAUCACUUUUAUUAGAAAAGAAUCAUCUGAAGAAAUACCCAGACAAGCUUCUCUUCUAUCUAGAACACUUACUCAGAAUAGAUUAUAAUAAGACAUCUUGAAAAGAACUGCUACUCCUGAUAGGUUGGCUUCUGAAAUUGAAAUACAAACCAAUAAUAAUAACAAUACUAAUAUGAAAAGAUAAGCUGGAAAGAAACACUCAACAACUAAAACAAACACAAAAUAAAUUCAAGAACCUACAGAAGGCAAUCAGAACAUGACUUCAGCAAUAGAUAAUCAAACUUACUUACCAACUAUACCUUAAAUAUUUUCUCAGUUUGACAAAAUGUAGAUGUUUACUCAUUUUUUUCCAUUUAGCAAUUAUGAUAUUAUAAUCAAAAGAUAUGCAAGAAUACAAAAAUAUUUUGGUAAAAAAAGAUAAUAUCCUGAAUCAUCAAAAUACUCAUUUUAUUUUAUGACAAUUAAAAAAGGGUGGAAAUUAAAAAGGCUAGGAGAAAAAUUGCAAGGGUUUAAGUUAAUGGAGACCAUAAAAAAACCUUUUGGAAAAACAAUUCAAGGGACCAAAAUUAUAAAAACCAAAAAUAUUAUAAACACCUUAGGAAAUUUAGGAUAAGUAAGUCCUUAGCUGGAAAAUGGCUAAGGAAGAUUAGAUGGUCUUCUAUGA